Aspergillus calidoustus is the source of this 3006-nucleotide messenger RNA. The record is from the annotation of a GenBank genome assembly. NCBI's taxonomy places the organism in Eukaryota, Fungi, Ascomycota, Eurotiomycetes, Eurotiales, Aspergillaceae.
AUGUCCGGUUCCGCGACCAGUAUGCACUCCCAGCCUGGUCUGGUAUCUCGUGCAGACCCCGACCUCUUUCGCAGGUUCGGGUUUGGGGCCAAAUCGGCGGUUCCGUUUCCAACCGUUCAUCACGCAUUUAUUCACCAUGCAACGCGCAGUCCCGAGGAGAUUGCCCUGCUCGAUCUCCGUGGUGGCCAGCGACGAAAAGUCACGUAUGGGGAGCUGCUCCGGCAGGCGCAAUGCAUCGCCACUCUGUUGAACCAGAAUGAAGUGAAGCCUGGAAGUCGAGUAUUGCUGCUCGCGAAGAGAAGCCCAGAAAUGGUCGCUGGGAUCCUGGGCAUUCUUAUGGCUGGCGCGCAGUACGUCCCCAUGGAUGGCUGCGUGGUCCCCGAUGAGACCUUGCAACAUGCAGUUGGUCAGUGCAACAUUACGGUUGCGCUCUGCCUGCGGGAAUUCGAGUCACGGCUGCGAGACAUACAUCUCGUGUCGUCCGUCCUUGUUCUUGAGGAUAUUCUUUCCUGUGACAGGUACAUAAAUGCCGAGCUCAGCCCUAACGAGACCAUCUGUGAAGGAGACGGAGAUUCCGGAUGCUAUGUGAUAUACACGUCGGGAACAACCGGCGAGCCUAAAGGAGUAGAUGUUACGCAUCGAAAUGUCACAAAUAUUCUCUGCCAGUCUCCCGGCAACCUCGGCAUGGCGUCAGGUAGAAAGGUCGGGCAGGUCCUGUCCAUUAGUUUUGACAUGGGCGCCUGGGAGAUCCUCGGCAGCAUGGCCAACGGGGCAACAUUGGUUCUACGUGGCUCGGACUGGGAGGCGACAUUGAAAGAGAUUGACAUCUUAAUCUGCACCCCGAGUAUCCUCGCCAAGUACGACGCCGCUGAAUACCCAAACAUCAGAUGCGUCGCGACGGCCGGCGAGCCUUGUCCACAGAACAUCGCAGACAGAUGGUCAGGCGCAGGAGUAACAUUCUACAACUGCUGCGGCCCCACCGAGACGACGAUCAUCAACACAAUGCACAACCAUACGGCCGGAACAACUCUCACAAUCGGAAAACCAACGCCGAACAACAACGUCUACAUCCUCGACGGAAGCAUGUCUCCAUGCCAGAUUGGCGACGUCGGUACGAUGUGGGCCGGCGGUGCAUGUGUAACGAGGGGGUAUAUCGGGCAGCCCGAUAGAACUGCUGAAAGAUAUCGGUAUGAUAACUUCGUUGACGAUGGGCAGUCGAUGAUGUACAACACGGGAGACCUUGCCCGAUGGCUCCCAGAUGGCAGUCUCGAGACACUGGGGCGAAAUGACGAGCAGGUUAAAAUCAAGGGAUUCCGGGUUGAACUGGAUGGCGUCAGUGCUUGCUUGGCCGCCUGUCCGGGCGUGCAGCAGGCGACGGCGCUCAUGGUUGGUGGAGACCUCGUGGGCGUGCUGACACCAAAGACGUGCAGUAUCUGGUCGGUCACGGAACAUCUAAAGUCAAAGCUACCUUACUACGCUAUUCCGACUAGGUGGCAUAUCUUGGAUGAGUUUCCCUUGACGGUGAACGGAAAAGUCGACAAGCGCGCUCUGGCCCUCGAGGUCGAUCAUGCAAGCGUGCACAACAAGGCAAUGGAAAAACCAGAGAAACCACAUAUUUUCUCGCGCGAGAAAUCCUCUGCCUCGGACUCCUCGUCAUCAUCGUCUCUACCCAAGGAACCACAUCCCUUGCCCGAAAAGAAGCCAAGCAAGCCAUGGCGCGGCCUCCGACACCGCAUCUUCAUAGUGUACCGCACACUCUUCUCAUCCAUCUGGCUAACAAACAUUGUCGCCCUUAUAUGCUUCUUGGCAGUACCGUCCAUUGAUCGUCGUCACAUAUCGACCAUUGCGUUCGCCAACCUCACAACAGCCAUCUUAGUCAGGCAAGACACGGUGAUCAACAUUCUCUAUACCGUGUGCUGCUCAGUACCAAAGUCAUGGCCGCUCGCUAUCCGCAGACGAUGUGCAAAGAUCUACCACCUCGGCGGAGUGCACUCCGGAGCUGCCACAAUGGCCGUUGCCUGGUAUACAGGCGACAUCUGCUACAAUGUAUACUCCUUCAUCGAGCGAUCGGAUGAACCUUCCAGACCAUCCGUGCUUACCAUCACACUAUCCCUGAUAGCCUUGACUAUAUUCCUCAUCAUGCUUGGAUUCGCGUACCCUACGAUACGGAAGAAGCAUCACAAUACAUUCGAGCGCGUCCAUCGCUUCGCAGGCUGGACUGCGCUAGCAAUCAUCUGGGUGCAGACCAUGUCUUCUAUACGUGAUAAACGUGAACCCGCGGAAUCGUUCACGGAUAGAAUGAUCGCUACACCUAGCUUCUGGAUGCUCAUCCUGAUUACACUGAGUAUCGCGAGCUCCUGGUUCUUCCUACGGACAGUCCCUGUCGACGCAGAGGUUCUCUCCAACCACGCCGUCCGGCUGCAUUUCGACUAUACUGUUCCGGUUAUGGGUACAUUUACACGUUUGUCCGAGAGGCCAUUGAUUGAAUGGCACUCAUUCGCGACUGUGCCUGCACCGACAAUAGAGAAUGGUCGCCCGAAGGGCUAUUCUCUCGUCGUAUCCAGGGCUGGGGACUGGACGGGUGGGAGAAUCAGCAGGCCGCCGAGUAGGAUUUGGGUGAGGGGAAUUCCGACAUGCGGCGUAAUGCGAAUCGCAACCCUCUUCAACCGUGUCGUCCUCGUCGCCACAGGAUCAGGAAUCGGACCACUGCUAGGCCACAUCCAGAUCCCGACAUGCCCCUUCCGACUCGUCUGGUCAACCCCAAAUCCCGUUGAUACCUUCGGACAGGAUAUCGUGGCUGCCGUAUAUAAUGCAGACCCCGAUGCUGUUGUCCACGACACGAAGAAGCAGGGUCGUCCGGACUUGGUGCGGCUUACUUGGGAUGCUGUGCAAAGCUCGGGUGCUGAGGCGGUGAUUAUCAUCUCGAAUGAGAAGUUAACCAAGAAGGUCGUUUAUGGGAUGGAGACGAGGGGUGUGCCGGCGUAUGGGGCUAUUUGGGAUAGUUGA